Molecule: messenger RNA, 2098 nt
Organism: Pungitius pungitius (ninespine stickleback)
Lineage: Eukaryota; Metazoa; Chordata; Actinopteri; Perciformes; Gasterosteidae
Product: cytochrome P450 2J5-like
Exons: 9
Coding region: 69-1562 (497 amino acids)
Biological process (GO): xenobiotic metabolic process
Cellular component (GO): intracellular membrane-bounded organelle; cytoplasm
Molecular function (GO): iron ion binding; heme binding; oxidoreductase activity, acting on paired donors, with incorporation or reduction of molecular oxygen, reduced flavin or flavoprotein as one donor, and incorporation of one atom of oxygen
Source: RefSeq, a predicted model, not a curated record
AAAGUGCUUUAUGUACUUUAGUGGGAGCAGAGACCUUCUUCCUGCUGCUGGUUCAACUCUAUUUUACUAUGUGGCUGCUUCAUUUUUUGUUACCUUUUGACAUAAAGGGGUUAUUCCUGUUUAUUGUUGUUUUUUUCAUAAUAGCUGACAUCCUCAAAAACAGGAAUCCUGCAAAUUAUCCUCCAGGACCGUUGUCUCUUCCCAUUGUGGGGAGUUUCUUUAGUGUGGAAAGGAAACAUCCACACAUUUAUUUUACAAAGCUGGCUGACAUCUACGGGGACGUGUUCAGCGUCCGUCUCGGCCGUAACAAAACGGUGUUUGUUUCUGGGUACAAGAUGGUGAGGGAAGCCAUAGUGAUGCAAGCCGACAACUUUGUAGAUCGACCAAACAAUGCGAUGGCUGACAGAGUUUACUCAGGAGACUCAGGUGGUCUGUUCAUGAGCAACGGGGAAACAUGGAAGAGACAGCGACGCUUUGCCUUGUCUACCUUGCGUAGCUUCGGCCUGGGCAAAAGCACCAUGGAGCAGAGUAUCUGUGAGGAGAUCCAACACCUGCAGGAGGAGAUAGAGAAGGAGAAAGGUGAACCUUUCAACCCAGCAAGCCUCUUCAACAAUGCUGUGUCCAACAUCAUCUGCCAGCUGGUGAUGGGCAGACGGUUUGACUACAGUGACCACAACUUUCAGUCCAUGCUGACGUAUCUCUGCGAAAUUCUUAGGCUGCAGGGCUCUGUAUGGGGUCUGCUGUAUGACUCAUUUCCAAGAGUGAUGAAGCACCUACCGGGUCCUCACAACAAAAUCUUCAGCCACUACGAUUCCCUUCUGGACUUCAUGAAUAAGGAGGUAGAAGGUCACAAGAAGAACCUGGACCACAGCGAUCCCCAGGACUACAUUGAUGCGUUCAUCAUUGAAAUGGAGAAGCACAAUGAAUCGGAUCUGGGCUUCACUGAAGCCAAUCUGGCUCUGUGCUCUCUGGAUCUGUUCCUGGCUGGAUCUGAGACAACCUCCACCACUUUGCUGUGGGCGUUGGUUUACCUCAUGAAAUACCCUGAUAUUCAGGACAAAGUCCAGGUAGAAAUAGACGGAGUGAUCGGACGAACCCGACAGCCCAGUAUGGCAGACAGACCCAACCUGCCCUACACUGAAGCUGUCCUCCACGAGAUCCAGAGGAUGGGAAACAUUGUUCCUCUCAAUGGAGCCAGAAUGACCGCCAAGGAUACACCACUGGGCGGUUACUUAAUACCCAAAGGUACUACCGUGAUGCCCAGCCUAACCUCUGUGCUGUUUGACAAGACUGAAUGGGAAACUCCACACACCUUCAACCCUGGACACUUCUUAAGUGCUGAGGGAAAGUUUGAGAAGAGAGAAGCUUUCCUGCCUUUCUCCGCAGGGAAACGAGUGUGUCCUGGGGAAGGCCUGGCCAAGAUGGAGCUGUUCCUGUUUCUGGUUGGUUUACUACAGAAGUUCUCUUUCUGUGUUCCUGAUGGAGUAGAGUUGAGUACAGAAGGAAUAACGGGAGUUACCCGUGUACCACAUCCCUUCAAGGUUUACCCAAAGGCUCGCUGAAUCAUUUUAUAUUUCAUGUACACAAUGUGUAAUAAAAUGGACAAAACAGCUUUAGUAGAGAAGCUCAUUUUAACCUUUCACUGUUUUAUCAUUGCUUCAUGUCUUGAUGACUUUUAUUCUUCCUAUCUGAUCAUUCAAUCAUAUUUUAUUAAGUUAGUAUUUCCAUAAAGGAAUGUCUCUUGAUGUGAAAUGUUUCUUGGUCGGUUUUCCUUGUUGAUGAUAAAAUGAGGUUUUUACAGUAUUAUCUCAAGUGUGAGUCAUGUAGUCAGUUUGUGGAGUUCAUGGGUGCUAAUUUAGUGCUUUAGUGUUUACGUUCAAAGGUAUGCUGUUGAUUUUAUAAUUCUGCUUAUAAGUUCACCUCCCAUUUUAGUCUCCAUUGCUCACCUUUGUUCAGUUUUUGGAUUGCAGUAUUUAUAGAAUCCUGCCUAGUUGUGAGUAGGUGGCGCAAUGACUAUCGGUUGAUUUAAACAUGCUGAAGUCUUCUAAUAAAACUUAAUUUAUGGAAACUUUAAACUUAAUAAAGACAAAGUAAGGUU